CAUUACAAACGAUUGACGGAAGUGACGUCAGGAGGUAGUUGUCAAGGGACGUUUUAGUUUACGGAAGUUUUUUUUAAGUGGCUGCACUUUGAGACUAAAACAUGUUAUUUACCGACUACAGUUAUUAUUAAAGCGCUAUAUGUUGAGGAAACACUGUUUACAGUAUUUUGAUACUAACACUAGCUUUACGUGUUGUUUUCUGCCGCUACAGUCGCCUUUUUUAUAAUAAAAACAGACCUUAGCAGUGUGAUGCUAACUUUAGCAGCAACAACAUGACACAAGUUCCUCCAUCCUCCGGAUCAAUCGUAGUAGCUGACUGGCACCGAUGUAAAGACAGCAAAGAAUAUUUCAGCAAAAUUCUACACAAGAAGAGACGCAAAAACUUCGGCCUGUUGGAGUCUCCAGUGAUGCCCCCACAUGUAGCUGUGGACACCGUUCAUUAUAAGAUCUUCAUCUCUGGCAAGAGUGGAGUUGGGAAAACUGCUCUUGCUGCACGUCUUGCAGGCCUGAAUAUCCCUAACAUGCACUACGAAACCACAGGUAUUGAGACGACGGUGGUGUAUUGGCCAGCGAAGCUGAGAGAAAAUGGCAGAGUGUUUUUCUUCCGUCUGCAGCUGUGGGACUGUGGAGAGAAUGCGUUGCGCAGAUUUGACCAUUUGCUCCCAGCCUGUAAGGAGCAGGUGGACGCCGUCCUUUUCCUGUUCUCCUUCACUGACAGGACGUCCUUUGAUGAUCUGUCAACUCAAAUGGCUAAAUGGACUGGGACACCUGCGGGUCGUGUUGUAAAAUUGGUGGUUGGCACCAAAUUUGACCUUUUCAUGCACUGUGAUGUGGCAGAGAGAGACGUGAGGGACUUCCAGGAGAAGUGGAGCUUACCGGUGCUGCGUGUGGGCGGGGAGGUCAGCGACGGGCUGGGUGACGUAGCUCCCCUCCUCAACUGCCUUGCGGAGAACCUGUGGCAUCAGGACUGUGUUACAGCCGAAUCAGCCAGACACCAUUCACAGCAGGACACAGGGACUCUACUUUAACACUGAACAGGAUUUUUGGGAGACGGUCGAAGUGAACUGCACUCAAGGUGAAGGUCACCGCUGAGUGUCUGCGUAUUAGCAGCUAAUCUGGGAGAGCUUCAGAUCCCUUGGGAUGAGAUGAAGUAAACUGCUGUUGAGAAAUUGAUUAUUUCCUCUAAUACUAUCACCACUGCUGUCAAGAUGGAUUUUUAAUUCUCAAAUGUCUUUUUCCAUUUAAUGUCAGCGGGGUGUUAAUAUUAAUAUCAUACGAGACCGGAUAGGCUCAUCUCAUUUCUCUAUUUUGUGCCUCCUCCUGCUUUUGAAAUCGAUCUCGGUGCACCUUCUUGAAAGGAUGUCUAAAAUCCCAAAAUGCAUCCCAGAGGAGAGAGGAGGCUUGCCGGAGGAGCUAUGAGUGAGGAUGCACAGGUGUAUCAUUGGGGAAGUUUUUUUGGUACCGACGACGUAGAAAAGAGGCGUGACAUGUACAGAUGAUGCAGCUACGUCACAUAUCAUAUUUAAGCGACUGCUUCAAAGCACUGACGUCUCAUUUUGUUAAAUGUCUGUUUUGUUGCAUCUCAGGUUUGAGGGACUAAGACACAAGGAAAGACCUAGAGGAUGUACAAAUUGAGAACUAAGAGGGGAUUGUCUGGGACUGAGGUUAUAUUAACAUCUAUUUUUUGUGUUCAUUACGAUUGAGUGUUAGUAUUUGAGCACAUAAUGCAUAAAAGUGAGAACUUGAUUAA
Molecule: messenger RNA, 1750 nt
Organism: Cottoperca gobio
Lineage: Eukaryota; Metazoa; Chordata; Actinopteri; Perciformes; Bovichtidae
Gene: cplane2
Product: ciliogenesis and planar polarity effector 2
Exons: 5
Coding region: 273-1028 (251 amino acids)
Molecular function (GO): GTPase activity; GTP binding
Source: RefSeq, a predicted model, not a curated record